This is a messenger RNA of Anguilla rostrata (American eel), 2316 nucleotides long. Its product is annotated as GTPase IMAP family member 8-like. The transcript is spliced from 4 exons. The record is from RefSeq and is a predicted model, not a curated record. Bases 121 to 2316 code for a protein of 731 amino acids. Gene Ontology annotation, molecular function: GTP binding. Lineage: Eukaryota; Metazoa; Chordata; Actinopteri; Anguilliformes; Anguillidae.
ACUGUGCACCUACAAAUUUACUGCCUGGCCUAACUCUUUUUAGUCUUCAGUAUAAAAUUUCAUUUUAUUUUUCAUACUCUCCAGUCCAAACUUACAGAGAGCAGCUCAACUCAGAGCUGAAUGUCUGUUACACUCCUGAUGAGGAGUAAAUUGUUCUCUUUCUCUCUGACAGGGGAGGAGCACCGUCUCUCAGAGCUGAGGAUUGUGCUGCUGGGGGAGAGACGGAGUGGGAAGAGUUCAGCAGGAAACAUCAUCCUGGGCAGAGAGGAGUUUGAGUCUGGAGUAAGAACUGCACAGUGUGUGAAGAGACAGGGUGAAGUAGCUGGGAGACAGGUCACUGUGGUCGACACACCAGGCUGGUGGAUGAAUAAUUCUGUGAAGAACACUGCAGAGCUGGAUAAACAGGAGAUUGUGCGCAGUGUGUCUCUGUGUCCCCCGGGACCCUGCGCUCUCUUCCUGGUCAUUGAUGUGAGCGCAGUGUUCAGAGAUACAUUCAAGAGAUCAGUGGUGGAACACCUGGAGCUUCUUAGUGGCAGAGUCUGGAGACACACUAUAGUGCUGUUCACCAGAGGAGACUGGCUGGGAGACCGGACCAUUGAGCAGCACAUUGAGACUGAAGGGAGGGCCCUCCAAGAGCUCAUAGAGAAAUGUGGGAACAGGUAUCAUGUUCUCAACAAUGAGAACAGGCCUGAUGGGACUCAGGUCACAGAGCUACUGGAGAAGAUAGAGGAGAUGAUGGCAGGGCAUGGAGGCUCUCUCUAUGAAAUAGAUAGAAUGCUCUUACAGGAGGUGGAAGAGAAGAGGAGGGCAGUGGAAGAACGAGUGAAACAGAGGUUGACAAAGGUUCAGAAUCACAGAAAAAGGCUUAGAGCACUUUUUGAGGGGGAGAAGCACCGUCUCUCAGAGCUGAGGAUUGUGCUGUUGGGGUGGAGACGGAGUGGGAAGAGUUCAGCAGGAAACACCAUCCUGGGCAGAGAGGAGUUUGAGUCUGGAGUAAGAACUGCACAGUGUGUGAAGAGACAGGGUGAAAUAGCUGGGAGACAGGUCACUGUGGUAGAUACACCAGGCUGGUGGAUGAAUUAUUCUGUGAAGGACACUGCAGAGCUGGAUAAACAGGAGAUUGUGUGCAGUGUGUCUCUGUGUCCCCCGGGACCCUGCGCUCUCUUCCUGGUCAUUAAUGUGAGCUCAGCGUUCAGAGGUACAGAGAAGAAAUCAGUGGUGGAACACCUGGAGCUUCUCAGUGAGAGAGUCUGGAGACACACUAUAGUGCUGUUCACCAGGGGAGACUGGCUGGGAGACACAACCAUUGAGCAGCACAUUGAGACUGAAGGGAGGGCCCUCCAAGAGCUCAUAGAGAAAUGUGGGAACAGGUAUCAUGUUCUCAACAAUAAGAACAGGGCUGAUGGGACUCAGGUCACAGAGCUGCUGGAGAAGAUAGAGGAGAUGGUGGCAGGGCAUGGAGGCUCUCACUAUGAAGUAGAUAGAAUGCUCUUACAGGAAGUGGAAGAGAAGAGGAGGGUAGUGGAAGAACAAGUGAAACAGAGGAUGAUAAAGGUUCAGAAACAGAGAAUGACUCUUAGAGCACUUUUUGAUGGGGAGAAGCACCGUCUCUCAGAGCUGAGGAUUGUGCUGCUGGGGGGGAGACGGAGUGGGAAGAGUUCAGCAGGAAACACCAUCCUGGGCAGAGAGGAGUUUGAGUAUGGAAUAAGAACUGCACAGUGUGUGAAGAGACAGGGUGAAGUAGCUGGGAGACAGGUCACUGUGGUCGACACACCAGGCUGGUGGAGUAAUUAUUCUGUGAAGGACACUGCAGAGCUGGAUAAACAGGAGAUUGUGCGCAGUGUGUCUCUGUGUCCCCCGGGACCCUGCGCUCUCUUCCUGGUCAUUUAUGUGAGCUCAGCGUUCAGAGAUACAGAGAAGAAAUCAGUGGUGGAACACCUGGAGCUUCUCAGUGAGAGAGUCUGGAGACACACUAUAGUGCUGUUCACCUGGGGAGACUGGCUGGGAGACACAACCAUUGAGCAGUGCAUUGAAACUGAAGGGAGGGCCCUCCAAGAGCUCAUAGAGAAAUGUGGGAACAGGUAUCAUGUUCUCAACAAUAAGAACAGGGCUGAUGGGACUCAGGUCACAGAGCUGCUGGAGAAGAUAGAGGAGAUGAUGGCAGGGCAUGGAGGCUCUCACUAUGAAAUAGAUAGAAUGCUCUUACAGGAGGUGGAAGAGAAGAGGAGUGCAGUGGAAGAACGAGUGAAACAGAGGAUGACGAAGGUUCAGAUGCGGAGAAAGACUCUCAGAGCACUUUUUGAGGUUGUUGAGUAG